This is a messenger RNA of Miscanthus lutarioriparius, 1965 nucleotides long. The record is from the annotation of a GenBank genome assembly. Lineage: Eukaryota; Viridiplantae; Streptophyta; Magnoliopsida; Poales; Poaceae.
AUGUGGGUUCUCCGGGGCCUCCUCCGGGCAGCCUCGCCGUCGCUCCGCCGCAGCUCCGGGCGCUUCGCCGCGAGGGGCGAGGCGGUGGCCGCGGCCUCGGGCUCCGCUCCGGCGCCCGCGGGGCUGCCGGCGGCAGGAGCGGGAGCCGACGGCGCGUGGCGGCGGGCGAUGUCGACCAAGGGGAGGAGCAUGCGGAGCAAGGUGGAGAAGCGGAUGGCGAGGGAGACCGGCCGCACGCAGCGGGAGCUCCGCCGCGCCGUCAAGCUCAGGAAGAAGCUCAUGACCGAGGACGAGAAGCUCAUCUACAACCUGCGCAGGGCCAAGAAAAAAGUGGCUUUGCUCCUACAGAAGCUCAAGAAGUAUGAGCUACCAGACUUACCAGCUCCUCGUCAUGAUCCUGAGCUGUUAACGGCAGAGCAACUACAAGCCUACAAGAAGAUUGGAUUCAGAAAUAGAAACUAUGUGCCUGUUGGAGUUCGUGGAGUCUUUGGAGGUGUUGUUCAAAACAUGCAUAUGCACUGGAAAUUCCAUGAGACGGUACAAGUUUGUUGUGACAACUUCCCAAAGGAAAAAAUUAAGGAAAUGGCAGCAAUGCUGACAAGAUUGAGUGGUGGAAUAGUGAUCAACAUUCAUAAUACCAAAACAAUCAUCAUGUUUCGAGGAAGAAACUACCGUCAACCAAAGAACCUUAUACCUUUCAAUACACUUACCAAAAGGAAGGCAUUAUUCAAGGCUAGAUUUGAGCAAGCACUUGAAUCGCAGAAAUUAAACAUCAAGAAAAUAGAAACUCAACUCCGUCGUAAGGGUAUCAAUCCAGAGGACCCAGUUGCUAUGGCCAGCAUUCAGCGUGUUGCCUCUACGUUCUUCCGAGCCAUAGAUGAGCAGCAAGGUACUCCCUAUAUUUUCCGUGGGGACGCACAACCUUCUGCUGGGACUUCUGAAAUAAAAGAACCACGUGAUGAACCAUCUGAAGAUAGUGACCAGGAGGAGCUUGACAGGUUCAUUUCAGAGAUAGAAAGUGCAGCAGAGAAGCAAUGGGAGGAAGAAGAGGCCGCAGAGAAAGAAGAAUCUUCAAGAAUGCGAUAUUGGGAGAGGGAAGAUAUAGGUGAUCGGAGGGGUUUCAACAGAAGUUAUGAAAACUCAGAUUAUGAGGAUAGAGGACAGGGAAGAUAUAGGAGAGAGCAUAACAACAACAGAAGGACUUCAGAUGCAAGGAGGUGGGAUGAUGAUAGCGAGUUCGAGGCAUCAGGUGAAGAAUGGGACUCUGGUGAUGACAGGGGUAAUGCUCUGGGCUUCGACAAUGAUAGAGAUUCUACUGAUGAGCAUCCUCGACGAUUUGGAAGCAUGAGGAACGAGAAGAGCAGAUCCAGUCGGACACAGGAUUUUGUUCCUAGGGGAGAAGUGGGCGAGGGGAAGGGUUUCAAUAGAAGCUAUGGCAACUCAGAUGUUCUCAAUAGAGGCCAGGGAAGACAUAGGAGAGAUAAUAACAACAACAAAAGAACAUCAGAUGCAAGGAGGUGGGAUGAUGAUAGUGAGAUCGAGGCAUCAGGUGGAGAAUGGGACUCUGGUGAUGACAGUGAUAAUGUUCUUGGACUCGACAAUGAUAUAGACGCAUCUGAUGUUCAUCCUCGACAGUUCAAAAGUAUGAGGAAUGAGAAGAGCAGAUCCAGUGGCAGGCAGAAUUCCAUUCCUGGGGGAUUCAGAGGUUCCAAUCGGAUUCCAGGGAAUUCAGUCAAUGGUUCCGAUGGCACUAUGUUCAGAGGCAGCAACGGUGAUGAGUUAGACACCGAAGAUGAUGACCUGUGGGGGUCAGAUUAUAAGGGGAAGGAAACAAACUCAAGAGCCCCAAAGGUGAAUUUCCCAAGUUUCCACAGCAGUAGUGAGGACAGUGAUGACAACAGGAGAAACGAUGGCAAGAUUGGUAAAAUGAAGAAAAAUACUGAUGAAAGUUGGGACAGUGACUGA